Symsagittifera roscoffensis is the source of this 654-nucleotide messenger RNA. RefSeq names its product calcineurin subunit B type 2-like. NCBI's taxonomy places the organism in Eukaryota, Metazoa, Xenacoelomorpha, Acoela, Convolutidae. The transcript has 3 exons. Gene Ontology annotation, biological process: protein dephosphorylation; calcineurin-mediated signaling. Gene Ontology annotation, molecular function: calcium ion binding; calcium-dependent protein serine/threonine phosphatase regulator activity; phosphatase binding. Gene Ontology annotation, cellular component: calcineurin complex. The coding region runs from base 103 to 642 and encodes 179 amino acids. The record is from RefSeq and is a predicted model, not a curated record.
CUUCACGAAAAUUAGAUGAAAUAACACAUAAUUCAUGCAUUGUUUUUCAAACGGCUGAAAAAUUUGAACAAAAAUAAACGUGUUUUUUGUCCGGGAUUUUUGAUGAUGGCAAUGAGCUCGAAGUCGCCCGUUAGCAAAGUCAGUAUGCCCAAAAAUGUGAGCCAAACUUUUACAAACGAAGAAAUUCGGAGGCUACAAAUGCGGUUUAAAAAACUGGACAAGGAUAAUGAUGGGAAGCUGUCAAUCAAGGAGCUGAUGUCGUUGCCCAAUAUCACCAACAAUCCCCUCAUGUACAGGAUUGUGGACAUUUUGGACACUGACGGGGACGGGGAGUUGGACUUCGAGGAGUUCAUUCAAGGCCUAUCUCAAUUCAGUGUCAAAGGCGACAAAAUGGCCAAACUUCACUUCUCAUUCCAGAUCUACGACAUUGACAAAGAUGGAUACAUAUCCAACAGCGAGUUAUACCAAGUAUUGAAAAUGAUGGUGGGCGAGAAUCUGAAGCCGAAGGAGUUGCAGCAGGUAGUGGACAAGACCAUGUUUCUCACUGACACUGACGGAGAUGACAAGAUUUCAUUCGAUGAAUUUAGUAAAGUAGUCGAAUCCAUGGACGUGUUUCAGAAGAUGGUAGUCGAAAACAUUUGAACUGGAAACAUA